AUGAUGUAUCGAACAGUAGGGUCUGGCACCCGAAGCAGAAAUUGGAAACCAUGGAUGACUGUUCUUCUCAUUGUGUUAAUACUGGCAGUGGUAGCAGUGGGCAUCGGUGUUCUGGCUCAUUUUUUAGUGUCUGGCCAAAAAAUGGAGUAUUAUCAUGGCACCUUUAAAAUUUCAAGUGUGCAAAGGAAUAGGAAUUCUAGACAAAACAGCACGUACCGACUUAUGGAAUUUCGAGAGAGAAGUGAAAAUUUGGUGGAUGAGAUAUUUAUACAUUCGACCCUGAACAAACAUUAUAUCAAGAACCAAGUAAUCAGACUGACUCCAGAGAAAGAUGGUGUGAAAGCAGAUGUCAUUAUGAUUUUCCAGUUCCCUUCUGCUGGGCGAAGGGCAGUAAGAAAGAAGAAAAUACAUCACAUCUUAAAUCAAAAGAUAAGGAACACAAGAGCCUUGUCAAUAAGUGCUUCAUCCCUUCAAGUUAAUGCAAUGAGCUCAUCAACAGGGAAGCUAACUGUCCAAGCAUGCUGUGGUAAGCGAGUUGUUCCAUUAAUAGUCAACAGAAUAAUGUCUGGCGAUAUUGCAGCGAAAGCUGCCUGGCCUUGGCAAGCUUCCCUUCAGCGCAAUAACAUACAUCAGUGUGGGGCCACCUUGAUUAGUAAUACAUGGCUGAUCACUGCAGCACACUGCUUUAAGACUAACGCAAAACCACGUCAUUGGACUGUUAGCUUUGGAACAACAAUCAAUCCUCCAUUAAUGAAAAGAAAUGUUAAAAGAAUCAUUGUCCAUGAACAGUAUCGCUCCCCAGCAAGAGAGUACGACAUUGCUGUUGUACAGGUCUCUUCUCGAGUCACCUUUAGUGAUGACAUCCGCCGAGUUUGUUUGCCUGAAGCUUCUGCAUACUUCCGACCAAACUUGACUGCCUAUAUCACGGGGUUUGGAGCGCUUUUCUUUGGUGGGGAAUCCCAAAAUGAUCUUCGAGAAGCCAGGCUGAAAAUCAUAAGUGAUGAUCUAUGCAAGCAACCACAUGUGUAUGGCGAUGAUAUAAAAUUUGGAAUGUUUUGUGCUGGAUAUAUGGAAGGAAUUCAUGAUGCCUGCAGGGUAGGGCGAUUCUGGGGGACCUUUAGUUGUAAAGGAUUCUAA
Molecule: messenger RNA, 1137 nt
Organism: Condylura cristata (star-nosed mole)
Lineage: Eukaryota; Metazoa; Chordata; Mammalia; Eulipotyphla; Talpidae
Gene: TMPRSS11A
Product: transmembrane protease, serine 11A
Exons: 10
Coding region: 1-1137 (378 amino acids)
Biological process (GO): proteolysis
Molecular function (GO): serine-type endopeptidase activity
Source: RefSeq, a predicted model, not a curated record